Fusarium venenatum is the source of this 477-nucleotide messenger RNA. The record is from RefSeq and is a predicted model, not a curated record. Lineage: Eukaryota; Fungi; Ascomycota; Sordariomycetes; Hypocreales; Nectriaceae.
AUGAACGUGGAUAGUGUCGACUUUCCUUGGACCAAUCCUUCGAAUCCAGGGGAGGCAUAUCCCCUGUUCGGCACACUCUAUACUGAGCUCGGCAAUAAUCAUCACAAGGACCGUCUCGCAAUCUUGCAGGAGAGACUGAACCGAAAGAAGGAGAAUAUCUUCGACCUAGCCAACUCCUACUCCCCAGGAGUGUACACUGGUCUGAGUACUGACGAGCAGUGGAUGACUGUUAAGGAGAUAGGCCUCACGUUCAGCUACAUGAACGACGAUACCAUCUGGGGCAUGUGGUGCAAUACUUUCAAGGGUGUUUAUGACCGGCUAGAUCGCUUUGACAAAUGGUAUACAGUCGUCAAGGGCCCCGAUGAUCCAGAUGUCACUCUAGCUGAAGAGUGGGCCAAGUACAACCGCAUAGUCCUCGACUCUGCUGUCAGGAUCUACUGUGCAGAAUGGGACUGGACGUAUGAAAAGAGACGGUGA